Molecule: messenger RNA, 1618 nt
Organism: Telopea speciosissima
Lineage: Eukaryota; Viridiplantae; Streptophyta; Magnoliopsida; Proteales; Proteaceae
Product: patellin-6-like
Exons: 7
Coding region: 106-1365 (419 amino acids)
Molecular function (GO): lipid binding
Source: RefSeq, a predicted model, not a curated record
ACAAACCUCUUUCUUUGUCCUCUCUCUCUCUCUCUCUCUCUCUCUCUCAUUGUCUACAUUUUUCUUCUACAGAUACCAUCUUCCUAGUUUUGUUUCGAACCCACAAUGGAAGAUCAAUCCCCUCUAUCGAUCCAACAAACCCUUCAAGAAAAACCAGAAGCCUCACCACAACCCUUCAAGAAAAGCAUCGUUGCUUCAUUAAUGGAAGCCGCUACCCUUCGAUCUCCCUCUUUCAAGGAAGACACAUAUUUCAUUUCUUACCUUAAGUCUUCAGAGAAGAAGGCCUUACAAGAGUUCAAAGACAAGCUCUCUUUGUCUCAUUCGUCUGAAUCCAUGUGGGGUAUUCCAUUGUUGGGUGGCGACGACAGGGCCGAUGUGAUUCUGUUGAAGUUUCUCAGGGCGAGAGAUUUCAGAGUCUCAGACUCAUUUGCCAUGCUAGAGAAGUGUUUGGCUUGGAGAAAAGAGUUCGGUGCUGAAGACAUUGUUGAGGAAGACUUGGGUUUCAAGGAGCUCGAAGGAGUUGUUGCUUACAUGAACGCUUACGACAGAGACGGUCAUCCGGUCUGCUUCAAUGCUUAUGGAGUCUUUAAAGACAAGGAGAUGUACGAGAGGAUCUUUGGGGACGAAGAGAAGCUGAAAAGGUUUCUUAGGUGGAGAGUUCAAGUUCUUGAAAGAGGUAUAAACCUUCUCCAUUUCAAGCCUGGUGGUGUUAAUUCUUUGAUCCAGGUGACGGACCUCAAAGACAUGCCCAAGAGGGAGCUCAGGGUCGCCUCAAACCAGAUUCUCUCUCUGUUUCAAGAUAAUUAUCCUGAAAUGGUGGCUCGGAAGAUUUUUAUCAAUGUUCCUUGGUACUUCAGUAUGUUGUACUCGAUGUUUAGUCCGUUCCUUACCCAACGAACUAAGAGCAAGUUUGUGAUCGCUAAAGAAGGGAAUGUUGCAGAAACCCUCUUCAAGUUUAUAAGGCCUGAGAACGUGCCAGUUCAGUAUGGUGGGCUGAGUCGACCUGGAGAUUCACAGAACGGCCCUCCCAAACCAGCUUCUGAAUUUACUGUGAAGGGAGGAGAGAAAGUGAACUUGGAGAUAGAGGGGAUUGAGGGUGGUGCGACCAUAACCUGGGAGAUAGUGGUGGGAGGAUGGGAUUUGGAGUACAGUGCAGAAUUUGUGCCGAGUGAGGAAGGAAGCUACACCAUCGCCAUCCAGAAGCCCAGGAAGAUUGCAGCAACAGAAGAACCUGUGAACUGUUCUUUCACACCCAAGGAACCUGGGAAAAUGGUGCUCUCCAUAGAUAACACUUCUUCUCGGAGGAAGAAGGUGGCCGCUUACCGAUACUUUGUUCGCAAACCCAGCUGCAUUGUGGUGGUUUAAGUUUAAAAAAAUCUAAAUCCAAUAAUAUUACUAAGAGAGAAGGUUCCAAUCCCGUGUUUAGGAGUUGGCUUGAAGUUUGAUUUCUGCCUUAAAUUGCUAAUUUCUAUAUGUAUAGAUGAUUAGAUGGGUGAAGAAGAAACUGGGUCUUUGUUUUGAUUAGUAGUAACUAGUAAGUAUAGAAGAAGCUGUUUACUUUUGUAAUUUGGUUUCCCUCUUUUUUGUUGGGUUGGAAUUUGGAAAUUUGGAAUUGCAG